AUGUCCAAUCUUAAAUCAACUCUGCUCUCCAAAGCCUGGUUCGGCUUCGACCUUGACGACACCCUCCAUGAAUUCCGUAAAGCUUCCACCCAAGCCUCACAAAGCGUGUUUGAAGCCAUACACUUCAAUGAAGGAAUUAGCAUCGAUAUUUUGAGAUCCACAUAUCAAGAUAUACUACGUACAACCACUGCCAACGCAUUCACAGAUGGACGGACCUCGGUGGAAUACCGCCGUGAACGAUUGACCCGGCUUCUGGAGGUAGUAGAUGGCAAUAAGGUCUAUUCUACUAGUAUGAGCGAGAUUGAGCCUUUACUGGAUAUCUACCAAUCAUCGCUACGGUCACAUCUAGCCCUGAAACCCGGUGUUGUGGAUCUAUUUCGGGUUCUACGGGGGCUUGAAAAGAAUAUCAUUGUUAUUACUGAGGGCCCGGCCGACGCGCAGCAGUGGACUGUUAAGGAACUAGGACUGGAGCCCUAUAUUGAUAUCUUGGUCACUACUAAUGAAGUGGGAACGUCGAAAGUCGAUGGGCUGUUUGGGGUUGUGUUGGGGAAGUAUGGGAUUGAUGCUGGGGAUAUCGUUUAUUUUGGAGAUAAUGCGGUGCGAGAUGUACAGGCUGCGGGUGAGACUGGGAUUUUGGCGGUUCUAUAUGAUGAGGGGAGAAACAAGGUCUUGGAUAACUUGGAUACUUUGAGGAUUGAUUCUUGGCGAAUGUUGCUGGAUAUACUGGGUGAUGGGAGAUAG
Messenger RNA from Penicillium longicatenatum, 741 nucleotides. RefSeq names its product HAD family hydrolase. Lineage: Eukaryota; Fungi; Ascomycota; Eurotiomycetes; Eurotiales; Aspergillaceae. Bases 1 to 741 code for a protein of 246 amino acids. The record is from RefSeq and is a predicted model, not a curated record. The transcript has a single exon.